This is a messenger RNA of Fusarium vanettenii 77-13-4, 411 nucleotides long. RefSeq lists its product as uncharacterized. The transcript has a single exon. Lineage: Eukaryota; Fungi; Ascomycota; Sordariomycetes; Hypocreales; Nectriaceae. Bases 1 to 411 code for a protein of 136 amino acids. The record is from RefSeq and is a predicted model, not a curated record.
AUGCCUCCCAAGAAGACCACCACCGAGGACGGUUCCCCCACUGGUCUCACCGACGGUGAACUUCGCUUCAUCAAGGCCAUCUUCGACAACAUGACCCAGAAGCCCGACGCCGACUGGGACGCCGUCGCCACCACCCUCGGUCUCAAGGAUGCCAAGUGCGCCAAAGAGCGCUUCCGCCAGAUGUCUGUCCGUCACGGCUGGCGCGACCAGUCUAGCGGCGGUGCGGCUGCUAGCCCCCGCAAGGCUGCCGCCGGCGACAAGGUCACCAAGAAGCGCGCCACUCCUCGCAAGAAGGCUGCUGCCAAGAAGGCCGAGAAGGAUGAGGAGGACGAGGAGGCCAAGGAGGAAGUCAAGGCUGAGGACAAGAAGGAGGUUGUCAAGUCGGAGGAUGCUGACGAUGACACUGAGUGA